UCGAGCCGGUUAGUCUUUUCGUAACAUUCCUAUCGAAAGGGAGAAGCGACCCGUUGACAGUCAACACAUCAUCAUCAACAACAACAACAACAACAACAACAACGAAGCGUCAUGGCACCGAUUGUGUUGUACAGUACCCGCCGUACGCCGGCCGGCCGUGCCGUGGAGCUGACGGCAAAGAUGAUCGGUAUCGAGCUGGAUGUGCAGUACAUUGAUCUGGCGAAGAAGGAAAAUAUGACCGAAGAGUAUCUGAAGAUGAAUCCGAUGCACACCGUGCCGACGGUCAACGAUAACGGUGUGCCGCUGUACGAUAGCCAUGCUAUCAUCAUCUAUCUGGUGCAGAAGUACGCAAAGGAUGACACCCUCUACCCGGCGAAGGAUCUAGUGAAGCAGGCCAACAUCAACGCCCUGUUGCACUUCGAGUCGGGCGUACUGUUCGCCCGGUUGCGCUGGAUCCUGGAGCCGGUGUUCUACUGGGGCCAGACGGAGGUGCCACAGGAGAAGAUCGACUCGGUGCAGAAAGCGUACGAUCUGCUCGAGGCUACGCUGAAGACGUCCGGCACAGACUAUCUCGUGGGCGGCACGAUCACGCUUGCGGACAUCUCCGUCAGCACAUCGCUCUGCACGCUCAACGCACUGUUCCCGGCGGAUGCGAGCAAGUACCCGCUGGUGCUGGCCUACCUGAAGCGGCUGGAGCAAACGAUGCCCCACUACCAGGAGAUCAACACGGACCGGGCCAAUGAGGCGCUGCAGCUGUACAACCAGAAACUUGGCAAGGUUUAGAUCCGGCUUCACGUCCACGGCACAUGCACUCAGCUCUGUCUUCUCAGGUCAAGAAUAAAGCUUUCCAAUUUGCAUUUAAAAAUCAAACAAA
Molecule: messenger RNA, 874 nt
Organism: Anopheles arabiensis
Lineage: Eukaryota; Metazoa; Arthropoda; Insecta; Diptera; Culicidae
Product: glutathione S-transferase 1-like
Exons: 2
Coding region: 112-783 (223 amino acids)
Biological process (GO): glutathione metabolic process
Molecular function (GO): glutathione transferase activity
Source: RefSeq, a predicted model, not a curated record